ACUCGGUACGGAAUGCAAUUGCUUCUUAUUUUAAAUACUGACUGCCUGACAGUUUGUCUGUACAAUGCUGAAGUAUUUAGUAGCUCUUAUUUCAAUGGUCCUGGCCGUGUGGACUGUGCCCGAGUGGCUCACAUUCCCGAUCUAUGGCAAUGUUGUGAAUGUACUAGAGUCGUGGCUGCGGCAGCAGGUCAGUGAUGUGUCAGCAUCUCCACCUGGACGCAUGCUGACCGAAGAUGAGCUGUCUUUAUACAACGGAGGAGACAACAGUAAAGGAUUGUACCUGGCGAUCUUAGGACAGGUGUUUGACGUUGAAAAGGGGAGGAAACAUUACGGCCCUGGUGGCGGUUACCAUUUCUUUACGGGAAAAGACGCGUCUAGGGCGUUUAUUACAGGGGAUUUCACAGAGUCUGGCUUGUCUAGCGAUGUCUCGGAUUUCUCGGACUCCCAGAUUGUGGCUCUUUAUGACUGGCUGUCAUUUUAUCAGAGGGACUACACUCCAGUAGGUAAACUGAUAGGCCAAUUCUACACAGAAACCGGGCAGCCCACUGACGCUUUGCUACGUGUUGAAGCUUUCUUGUCAGAGGGGUUGAAGAAAAAGGCCCAGGCUCAGAGUGAGAUGCAGCUGUACCCAGCCUGUAACUCGGAGUGGAGCGAAGCCAGCGGGGGACGGGUAUGGUGCUCCACAAUGAGCGGUGGCAUUCACAGAGACUGGGUUGGAGUACCCAGAAUGCUUUUCUCCCCUGGGUCUGGUCAUUCCCGAUGUGUGUGUAUCCAACCGUCCGAUCCUGUUCACUCAGAGAACCGAAACCUCAGAGAGUACAAGGCCUGUCCUCCUCAAGCAGAAUCCUGCCAAAUCACUAAAGACUGAGCUACAAAUCCUCACCACACUACAAGUGUCAGUGAAUUUGAUUUGGAUUUCAAGGACUCUCAAGAUUUUCAUUUAGUUGUCUUCAUGUUUUUAUGAUUGGUUUAUUAUAGCAGGCACAUUGCAAGAGACCAAUGCUGCUAGUUCUGUUUCCAAUUAUAUAGUUUCUCUUCUUAGUUUUUACCUCUAAUUCCAUUGCAAUUUGUGACAAGAGUAUAUUAUUUAUGCCAUAGAAUCAAGACUGUUAAAUAAAAGACAAUUUUAUA
Molecule: messenger RNA, 1131 nt
Organism: Rhinichthys klamathensis goyatoka
Lineage: Eukaryota; Metazoa; Chordata; Actinopteri; Cypriniformes; Leuciscidae
Product: neuferricin
Exons: 4
Coding region: 65-868 (267 amino acids)
Cellular component (GO): endomembrane system; membrane
Source: RefSeq, a predicted model, not a curated record